UUCGCAUCGGUCCCGACGAUGUGUGUCGGUCGGCGUUGAGUUUGAUGAGGUGGCGGAAAAGUUCGGUGACCCUUCAGUGACUUUUACACUGGUGAUGAUAAGCAGCGAAGCGUGUUAGUAGUAGAGGAGUGUCUUUAUGGUGGAGUGGUGAUGGUUGAAGUGGUGUUUGGUGAAAAGUGAGGCAUUGUGAUGUCUAUGUGGACGAAUUAGCGCAAAGUGUGGCGUACGGAUCACAGUCAGUGGCGUUUUGAGGUCAAGAGUGACAUUUGAUCUUCUCCGGAGUCAAGCGAACGACGUUUUCGUGAUCUCAGUGAAGUUUUUCCGCUUUCCUCGUAAAUCAAACUUACCUUCCUUCAAAAACAUUUAGCUAUCAUCCACCUAUAUGUGCGGAAAAUUAUUCAUCUCGGAUAACUGAAUCUCGGGCAUUCUGCAGUCCCUAACUAGAAAUCCCCGAAUAUCUCGACAGUCACUUUUCGCUGAACGCUGACUGACUGCUGACUGCGUGAGACAUUGUUUACCUGCGUACAUCAGGGUGUGCUUACACAUCUUUACCGGCUAUACGGAGAACUUUGCGUCCUGACAAACUUCUGCGGGCCGUGGCGGAUAAGAGACACCUGGGUUCCGAAAACCAGGGACUACGUCAGCGAACGCAGCUUCCGAGAAGGACGACGAAGACGGAACAGGUUCGGUGAAGGUCGGUGCGAAAGCAGACGAUGCGUGCUGGUGCGAAAGGUCGCUUCAUAGCGUUGGCGUGCUCUUGAGAGAAAACGCAAAAGUGUCGUAUUGACAAGCUCGCGAAGAAAGAUCAGCGUCUGCUGGUUCUUUGCUGGCAAGAAAAUAUUAAUUGAAGAAUAUUAAAAAACUGCCUGUUCAGAAGAGCAGCGGGUUCCGCUUUUCGCAGUGCUGUGCCGUGCGUAACUGCAAGCAGUUGAUCUCAAUCUUCUCUUGACCAGCACUUAAACCUGGGUCCUGUCACAAGACCGACUAUCAGAUCUCAGACCAACAAAAUGAAAGAAUGUUGACUUUGGAAGCGUCAACCUUGAAGGGCGCUGACCUUGAACGUUGACCUUGACCGCGUGUGCCCCGCGGCGGAGUGUCGUUUUGCGGCGUGUUUGAUGUCCACUGCCCGUGGAUCCGAUGCUCGGAGGGGUUCUGGUCGUUGAAAUGAAUCGCCCGGAACCGAAGCUGUCCUUCCAUGCUGCCGCCUUUCUUCUGCUCCGCCUGGAGCGCAUGAGGAAGGUGUUCAAACGGCGCAGGAGCAAGCAGCGGAAACCCAACUGCCAAGUGACCGAGUCCGGUCUCCCGGCCACCUCACGACCUCAGUUGGUGCGUUCACGGACGCUGCCCGCCAUCGUCGUGCCCGGAGCAGGGGACGGCGACCCAGACUCGCAGGAUGAUGGCGUCGACAAGAAAGACGGUCGUCAUGCGAUAUCGAAUACUGCGUCACCUAUCGGCGGAGUUCGAAACUUCAGCCUGCGCAACCCGCCGAGUCCGGCGCUGCUGCGGGUUCCCAACACGGACUCUCGGAUCAGUGCGUUAUCGAGACUGUUGAGCCCUGAUCGGCCAUCGUGGACUAGCCUCAACGACUCUAGUGCCGACUGCAGUCCUACACCGCUGCGACGCUCCACAUCCAUAGACAGCUUGAACCGGCCCAGCCCACCUCGCAGCCAACCAGAAGACAGCUCCGACAGCCCUCCGAAGCCGGCCAGCCAAUCACAGUCGCGGAAAGGCAGCGCCGAGUCGCCCGGGAUCCGCCGCAGGCUCUACAAGGACAAACUAGAUGGGCUACCUCCCAACGGGCGCCGUACCUCAGAGCCCCGCACACCCGAGCUGGCAUACAUGGAUGUGGACGUGGAUGUGGAAUGUGGCACACCGGACGUGUGGUGGGGGAUGUGGAUGAGUGAUGUCCACACUCACAGCGGCUUCCACAGGGGAGAUUCACGGGGGUUUCACAGGAAAACGGAGGCGGGCAUUG
Molecule: messenger RNA, 1975 nt
Organism: Amphibalanus amphitrite
Lineage: Eukaryota; Metazoa; Arthropoda; Thecostraca; Balanomorpha; Balanidae
Exons: 5
Source: RefSeq, a predicted model, not a curated record